AUGAUGCAGCCCUGGUCCCCAUGGUCCCUGUACUGGGACCUGGAGUUCUUCACCAGGGAGCUCUGGGUCACCCUGCACCGCAUUGAUAACGCCUGGUGGCCCCAAGAUGUCACCUCCGACAAUGAUAGCCCUUUCAACACCCUGAGGCAGACCCUGGCCGCCUACAAGAGCACCCCAGGGACCACCUUGUUACCUGUGGGAUUGGCGGUUGGUGAGUGGCUGUGGUCGGUGUCUGCGCUUGUGAACAGCUGGGUCCGGCUGGCCAGGGCAGCCACCAAGCUCCGCAAGGCCUGCAGGGAUUUGGCCACCAAGGCGGCCGACAGGGUGGCCACCGCCGCCACCCAGCGCUUGGUGGCCGCGUGUGACAAAGCCGCCGCGUUCCCCCGGGAGCUGCUGCGCCUGCUCAGGGACACCAAGGCCACCUUGAAGGGGAUAAAUGAGGCAUCUCUCAAUGUCCUCAAGGGCUUGGUGGCCAAGGUGGCCCAGGCCGAGCGGCUGUGGGAGGCCAACGCCCGCCUGGCCAAAGAUCACCUGCUGGGGGCAGUUGACGACAUCAUCAAGGUCUAUUUCACCGGUGGUUGCGCCAGACCCAGUGCCUGUGAGGUGGCUGAGCAGUGUCAAAGAGCCAUCGAGGACAUCCCAAGGCUCCUUCGACCCCCAGAGCAUCCCCAGAGUGUCCCCAAUGUAUCCCCAGUGACCAUGGAGCCCCAAGAGGUGUCCCCUCCACAGCUUCAGGUGCUGGUGGCCGUGGUGGCCACCCUGGGCGAGCUGCUGGCCACCAUGACUGGGCCACACAGCGACAAGUCCCCAAACUCUUUACAUGAGGACCUGAAGAACUUCACCCGGAGCCUUCGUGCAAUCCUGAACCACAGCAAUGUCGCCUCCCUGGGCCACCCUGGUGUCGCCUCCCUGGGCCGGGCCCUGGCCACCCUCGGGGCCACCCCUGGGACCACCCGGGCCAAUGGGAGAGCCGCAGCCAAGGCCUGGCGGGAGUUGGUGGCCAGGCUCGUGGACAGCUGGGACUGGCUGUCCAGGGAGGCCACCAAGCUCCGUGACAACCACAGGAAGGUAAUCGCGAACCAGCAGCUGAUGGUGGCCCUGGACAAGGAGGAAGUGGCUGGGGAAAUGGCCACAUACAAUGCCCAGGUGGCGGCAGCCACCAAUGAGGCCAUGGGAGAGGCUAUGGAUCACCUGCUGAGGACACUUGGGGUCAUCGACAACAUCCUCUUGAGUCCCUAUGAUGGUUGUGGUGGCCCCGGUGGCCCUGGCAGCUGCACAGUGGCCAAGCAGUGCCAAAAAGCCAUCGAGGACAUCCCGAGGCUGCUGCAGGAAAGUUUCACAUGGGAGCACUGA
This is a messenger RNA of Melozone crissalis (California towhee), 1353 nucleotides long. RefSeq lists its product as uncharacterized. The transcript has 4 exons. Lineage: Eukaryota; Metazoa; Chordata; Aves; Passeriformes; Passerellidae. Bases 1 to 1353 code for a protein of 450 amino acids. The record is from RefSeq and is a predicted model, not a curated record.